AUGUUUGUAUUCUUUUCAUAUCUUGCAGAUGCUUGUUGUGCGAGUUGCGAUCUGAAACCAUCUACAGAGCUAUCUAAACAUGAGCAUACAGUAUGUCAAAGUGCUGGACGACUAUUUGUUGAUGGAGAAACGUGGCAGUUAGCACCGUGUACGUCAUGCACGUGUCGUGUAGGUAACGUAUUAUGCCGUGUGGUAGAAUGCCCACCAACUGCGUGUCAAACGCCGAUUUUCGAUGAAAAAAAUCAGUGUUGUCCCAAAUGCCCUGAUGAAAGUGAUUCAUUGAUGAUUGAAGAUUUGAUGUCUAAUGUUGGUGGUAUAGUUUGUACGGAUAACAACCACGUGGCACGCGUCGCUGGUUCCACUUGGAGAAUGGAUGAAUGCACGUCUUGCAAAUGUGUUUUGGUGGAUAAAGAAACUAAAAUCAAAUGCUUCGAGGAGAAAUGUCAACAACUAACAAACUGUCGUGGAAUGCCAUUAACAAUUAAGGGAAGGUGUUGUCCCGUGUGUUCCGAUGCAUUAUCGUCAGGUGCAGUGUGCAGCUAUAAAAGUAGUGUAUAUAGCGUGAAUGAAGAAUGGCGUGAUGGCCCAUGUCGUAACUGCACGUGUCAACCAGGUGGUGGAACAAUAUGUAAGGAGCAGCAAUGUGCAUCUUGCAAGGAACCUAUAAUCAUGCCUGGACAGUGCUGUCCACUUUGCAAAGGUAUAGGUUGGCGAUCUUUUGACGAAGGUCAACUUAAGUCAGUGUUAUUGGAUAAUAAAGACUUGUCAUCAUCUACCCCUGUUCCAUCAUCAACCUCCCAAAUGAAUGCAAUGUUGUAUGGUUUUUGCUUGACAGGAUUUAUUCUAAUUGGUGUUAUUCUUUUUAUUCUAGUCUACAAACUUAUCAAGCAGAGCAAAAACAGUGAAGAAAAGAAAUCGCCAAUUCAUUACAACAGUUCGACAGUUCUACUAUCAGCUACGAAAGCAAUAGGGUCAACUCCACGACUUUAUGAGGAUUCGUCUACAAUCAGAGAUAGCUGCGGUGACGGUCAAAGUGAAUUUUUAAUUUCUUCAAACUCAGAAACAAGUUCAGCAACAUCAUCUAACGGUAGUUCAGGGCAUGGAUUGCUUUAUGACACUUUACCACUAAAUCCAGUCAAGAAGAGUGUUAGUCGAACCAAAUCAAUGGAUUAUGGUAUUCGACGUGGUUUAGGUUCUUUCAAAAAUAACACAUUCGGAAAAUUGGGCAACAAACACGGGUCUUGCAACGUGUAA
Thelazia callipaeda (thelaziosis nematode) is the source of this 1254-nucleotide messenger RNA. The record is from the annotation of a GenBank genome assembly. Lineage: Eukaryota; Metazoa; Nematoda; Chromadorea; Rhabditida; Thelaziidae.